GGCGGGGAUUGAUGGGCGCAGCUGCGGCGGCGGAGGGGAGAGGAGCCGCGCGGGUCCCGCCGCUGCCGAUCUACGAAGGUCUUCAGAAGAGAAAGAACUGCUAGUGAACAAGAGAGUAGCUCCAGAAGUAAAGGAGAGUCAACAAGGAGUUGAGUUUUGCAGUUCAAACUUCUAAACAACCGGGAUGUGGCUCAUUUGAGAGGAACGAGAAGUCCCCGUUCGUUGGGAUGGAGGAGCGCUGGGAGACACAAUGGCAGCAGUUCCUCAAGACACUGCAACCGGUUCACCCAGGAGGUGACAAGUCCAAGAUGUCGGAAGCUUCUCCCUGGGAAGACCCCAAGGUCUUCCUGGCCUCCUUCGAGCAGGUGGCCCAAGCCUGUCAGUGGCCCAGAGAAGAGUGGGUGGCUUGUCUCCUGCCAGCCUUGAGCGGAGGAGCCGAAGUGGCCUUUCAGAAGCUGGAAAUGGGAGAACGGGAGAACUAUGGGAAGGUGAAGGCCGCCAUCUUGAAAGGGGAAGCCACCAAAAUGGAGGCCCGGCGUCAGCGCUUCAGGCAGUUCUCCUGCCAGGAGGUGGAAGAUCCUCGGAUGGUUUACAAGCAGAUCCAGGAACUUUGCCACCAGUGGUUGAAGCCGGAGAGACGCACCAAAGAGCAGAUCUUGGAGCUGCUGAUCCUGGAGCAGUUCCUGGCCAGCCUGCCUUCAAAGCUCCAGAGCUGGGUUCAACCCAGGAGGCCGGACACGUGUUCCCAAGCGGUGGCUCUGGUGGAGGACUUCCUGCGGAGUCAGAAAGGGACCAAAUUGGAAGCAUGUCAGGGGCCACCAAAUGAAGAACCUGCCAAUUUCGAAUGUGCGGAGAAGGAGCCUUUAGAAGCCGUGAAGGGAGAAAAUGUCGAAGUGGAGAUCGGUAUGCUGGAGAGCAGACUGGGAACAGAGAUCAAAACGGAGAAUCGAGGAGAGGAACCGAAAUCAACACGACGGAGAGAUCAAAAGUUUAGUUCUGGGAAUCUGCCAAUAAAAGUAGAAAUGGAAGAAGAAGGUUGCAAGUCAAGAGGGCAGCAGCUGAAGCCCGUCCAUACUUCGCUUCAACAGGAAUUUACUUCUGCUCUUAUUGAUAAGGCCACCACGUGCAAGCAGAGUAAUAUGCCCUUAUUCUCCCAACAUGAUAGAAGAUACCACUAUCAACUGGAACUGAAUCCUGUAUCUUCUAUGGAAAAAUUGGAGCAAUGUCCACAAAGGGUUGAGGACAACUACCAGCAUACUUCCAUGAGGAGUCAAGAGGAGAAACACAUCCGAAGUGAGCAAAGAGUUGAAAUCUCUGAUAAAGGAACAGGGGAUAAUUUGAACGAUCUUGGGAAAACGUGUAAUAAUUCUCCCGAAUAUGAGAAAACCUUGACUAACCCAAACUCACUAAACAGAUUCCCGGUGUGUAAUCCCGAAGAGGAAUGGUACGAGUGCUCCCACUGUGGGAAGGGAUUCAAUAAAGCCAAAUACUGGAAGCAACACCAGAAAAUUCACACCGGGGAGAAGCCGUACAAAUGUUCCCACUGUGGGAAAUGCUUCAACCAGUCGGGCAACCUGAAGACCCAUCAAAGGAUUCACACCGGAGAGAGACCCUACAAAUGUUCCCAGUGCGGGAAAUGCUUCAGUCACACCAACUGUUUGAAGAUGCACCAGAGGAUUCAUACUGGAGAGACCUACAAAUGCACUCAGUGUGGGAAAUGCUUCCGAGAGACGGGAAUCCUGAAGAGGCAUCUAAGGACUCACACUGGAGAAAGGCCAUACACAUGUUCCCAGUGUGGAAAAUGUUUCAGCCUGUCGGGAAUCCUGAAGAGACAUCAACGAACCCACACUGGUGAAAGACCCUACAAAUGUUCUCAGUGUGGAAAGGGCUUCAACCGGUUGGGAACGUUGAAGAAACACCAACGAAUUCACACAGGCGAGAAGCCGUUCAAAUGUUCUCACUGCCAGAAAUGCUUCAACGAGAGAGGAAAUUUGAAGAGGCAUCAGAGAAUCCACGCCAGAGAGAACCUUAAUAUCAUUCAAGAAUUCAUACUUGAAAAUGACCAUAUCAAUGUUAUCAAAGUGGGGAAAGCUUCUAUAGGGCAAGAUGUUUGAGGAAACAUAUGAAAGAGCGCGCUUGUGGGGCACCUAACUGAUGUUCUCAAAAAGCAAAU
This is a messenger RNA of Pseudonaja textilis, 2173 nucleotides long. Lineage: Eukaryota; Metazoa; Chordata; Lepidosauria; Squamata; Elapidae. The record is from RefSeq and is a predicted model, not a curated record.